AACUGAGGGAAUUAGGUUACUAUGGCAACGAGAGCUGGGAAACGCAGAGACAGGAGGGGAACUAAACUAGAGCCAACUCUAAGGGAAACAAACACUGAACUAACUCGGAUGAACAGGGAAAAGAAACCUAAACAUGAGCUAACAUAAAAUAGUAACUCAAACUAAAUCUAAGGACAUGAAAAGAACUAAGUAAACAAACAGAAAUACUGAACAACAAAAUAACUGAUUCCCAGACUGAAAAAUAAGGAACUAUACUAGAAAUAAGGCUGGGGAGAACAACUAAUAAUAAGGAAAACAAACCCCUGAGUAAACAAUAACUAAAGGGGAUCUAAAGACAAGGAGAGGACAAGCCACUAGAACUCAGGGGCUGAAGUACAGAGAGAACAGUCACAAAACUAAGAAACACCAGGCAGGAAAAAAUAAACAUAACUACUAAACCAAAAGGAAUAGAAACACCUAACUGAAUAAGUGAACAAACACAAAACACAAAAUGGCAGAUCCUGACAAGAGGCUGUAGAAGACUAAAUUAUACAAAAAUCAUAAAGUGAACAAACAUUAAGUUUGUGCAUGUACGUGCACUCCAGAAUAAACCUAGAAUAAAAAUCAAAUUUAUAUGGUCAAGAAUCAAAAUAUAGUGACUUUAAGAUUACAUCAUCACCAACAACCAAUGAGAGGGAAUUCUGCGUUGCUUAGCAACAGAAAACAAGCUGUCCAUUGAAGACUGCAUGCUCACAUGUUGAUGUUCUGGUUUCUCUGGACUUUAACUUUCCUUUCCUUCUUCCUGCCAUGGCUGAAAUCACCAUGUGUGAGCCUGGUGAGCUCUACAAUCUCCUCAACCAGCGCCGGUGUGUGUCGAGGCUGGCAGAGAUCAACUACCUCUGUCUGAUUGAUGCCCAGGAAACCCAGGACUACCGCACAGGUCAUAUUGUAACAGCCAAAAUUAUGAAAAUGGGUGCAGAUGGUUCAUGCUACUUGCCGGAUGCAGUGGAGAUUGACAGUAUGCAGCACAUUGUGGUCUAUGACAGUAACACAAGCUGUUUACUGGAACAAGGAAGGGCAGUCGACUGUGCCCAGGUGCUGGCAAAAUCCAGCUCCCAUCCAGUUCAAAUACUGACAGGAGGCUUUAGGACGUUCUCGGCUCUGUACCCGUUUUUAAGGACUGAGAAGAUCCUUUACACAAUCACUGAGCUGGAAAACCUGACGAUUUAUCCAGUGGAGAUUAUAUCUGGACUUCUGUAUAUGGGAGACCAGAAACAAAGCCAGGAUGCAAACACCCUGAAGGACCUGAAAAUCAGCGCUACUGUCAACCUCUCACAUUUUACUCAGAAUGACUCUGCAGACGGGACCCAGGUGAUCCUUAACAUCCCAGUAGCUGAUGACGUGGAGUCGGACCUAUAUUCAAACUUCCAAACAGUAUGCUGGUUUAUUAAUUCUCACAUAAAUGCAGGAUCUCGUGUCCUGAUCAUUUCCAGGCAGGGCAGAAGCCGCUGCAGCGCUGUGGCCAUCGCCUUCCUCAUGGACCACUUCAAAUACACACUGGAGGACGCCUGGAGGCACAUGAUAAAAUGUAAACCCAGCAUGAGGCCCAACACAGGGUUUCUACAACAGCUGUGUGACUGGGAGGUUCACACCAUGGGAAGGAAACACACAGAUUUAUCAAAAGCUCAAUUUUAACAAAAGAUGCAUCGUAUCAGUCUAUCUGUAUGUAUAUCCUUAUGCUGGUCAGCUUCUUGAAUAUUUGCUUUAAAAAGGCAAUUUGCUAAAUUUCCCUAAUAAACUUAUUUAUGUUA
Molecule: messenger RNA, 1790 nt
Organism: Girardinichthys multiradiatus
Lineage: Eukaryota; Metazoa; Chordata; Actinopteri; Cyprinodontiformes; Goodeidae
Gene: styxl1
Product: serine/threonine/tyrosine interacting-like 1
Exons: 8
Coding region: 787-1674 (295 amino acids)
Biological process (GO): negative regulation of cytoplasmic stress granule assembly; positive regulation of intrinsic apoptotic signaling pathway; protein dephosphorylation
Cellular component (GO): mitochondrion
Molecular function (GO): protein phosphatase inhibitor activity; protein tyrosine/serine/threonine phosphatase activity; protein phosphatase binding
Source: RefSeq, a predicted model, not a curated record